UUGAACCACAGCCAUCUGGUCAGGAGAAGAAGAAGAGGAAGAAGCAGAAGAAGACUGUUUGUAGUGACAGAAGACAACAUGGCGUUCAAUUUUGGCGGUGCCACGAGUAAUCCGGCAGCAAGCACGUCCGGGUUUUCAUUCGGUUCAUUUGGAGCCAAGACUACGGCAUCAACAACAUUUGGCUUCGGCAACCCAGCCACCACCACCACCGCCUCAUCCGGAUUCGGCACUCUAACAGCUCCUGGUUUUGGGGCAGCCACCACCACCACUGCUGCACCAGCCACAGGGUUUAGCUUUGGCUCCACCAACACUGGAUUUGGGGGGCUGGGAGCUGGAAACACCACGGCUGGUGCGUUCGGUGGCUUCGGAACAACGACAACGACCGCUGCUGCACCAGGGUCAACAUUUAGCUUUGCCGCACCCGCCAACACCACAGGAACCCUGUUUGGCAACACACAAAACAAAGGGUUUGGUUUCUCGACUGGGCUUGGCACGGGGACCGCUACUGGAGCGUCAGGAUUUGGAGCCGGACUGGGAACGACUGGCCUGGGUGGGUUUGGAGGCUUUAACAUCCAGCCGACUCAGCAGCAGCAAGGAGGCUUAUUCGGCCAGCAGGCCCAGCAGCCGGGUCAGACUCAGCCCACCCAACUUUACCAGCAGGUCACCGCUCUGUCAGCUCCCACCUUGUUAGGAGAUGAGCGCGACUCCAUACUCGCCAAAUGGAACCAGCUGCAGGCAUACUGGGGCACAGGGAAGGGCUUUUACAGCAACAACAACCCACCUGUGGAGUUUACUCAGGAGAACCCAUUCUGCAGGUUCAAGGCGGUGGGUUAUAGCUGCAUCCCAGUGAGUAAGGAUGAGGAUGGGUUAGUGGUUCUGAUUCUUAAUAAGAAAGAAGCUGAUUUGAGAGCUCAGCAGCAGCAGCUGGUUGAGUCCCUCCACAAGAUCCUGGGAAACAACCAGACUCUCACUGUCAAUGUAGAAGGUGUCAAAUCCCUGUCGAAUGACCAGACAGAGGUGAUCAUUUAUGUGGUUGAGCGCUCUCCUAAUGGCACCUCAAAGCGGAUCCCAGCGAGUACUCUCUUCAGCUACCUGGAGCAGGCCAACAUUAAGGCCCAGCUCACUCAGAUUGGAGUGGCCAUGUCAGUGACACGCACAGAGCUGUCCCCAGCACAGCUCAAACAGCUGCUGCAAAAUGCUCCUGCAGGAGUGGAUCCCAUUAUAUGGGAGCAGGCUAAGGUGGACAACCCCGACCCAGAGAAGUUAAUCCCAGUGCCCAUGGUAGGAUUUAAGGAGCUGCUCCGCAGGUUGCAGAUCCAGGAGCAGAUGACUAAACAGCACCAGACAAGAGUGGAUAUUAUCUCCAAUGACAUCAGUGAACUGCAGAAGAACCAAGCGACUACCGUAGCAAAGAUCGCCCAAUACAAGAGGAAGCUGAUGGAUCUUUCUCACCGGGUGUUGCAGGUGCUGAUCAAGCAGGAGAUUCAAAGAAAAAGUGGUUAUGCUAUCCAAGUGGACGAGGAGCACCUCAGGGUGCAGCUGGACACGAUUCAGUCCGAACUCAAUGCUCCCACACAGUUCAAGGGUCGGUUGAAUGAAUUAAUGUCCCAAAUUCGAAUGCAGAACCACUUUGGUGCUGUGAGAUCAGAAGAGCGUUACAGCGUGGAUGCAGACCUUCUCAGAGAAAUCAAACAGCACUUGAAACAGCAGCAGGAAGGUUUAAGUCAUUUGAUCAGUGUGAUCAAAGAUGACUUGGAAGACAUCAAACUUAUAGAGCACGGGCUGAGCGACAGCGGACACAUGAGGGGAGGCAUCCUCAGCUGAGUCUGCCCCACCAACCUGCACGUCCUCAGACACUCAGUCGUAUAAAAGGUGGCCUCUCAUCCAUGCUGAUCAAUUAAUCUGGAAGUAAAAUGCACUGUAGCUUCAUGAUAACCCCACGGAUGUCUGAACCUACUUGCUGAGAAAAUUAUUUUUAAUAGAAUAAAUAUAUUUUUCUUCACCAUGCAGACAGGUUUAUCAUUUGCCCCACUUUCUGUACUAGGUAAACACUGACUGGUUAAUCUGUGCUUUCCCAACUGUAAACAGCCUAAUGGAAAAGACUAAACAAAGUCUAAUAAUAGCUGGGAUCCCUUGUGUCAAAUCAGAUUAUGAUUAUGAGACUACAAAUGUGACCGGCAUGUAAACAAGUUGUGUAUAUCACCAGUGAAAACAUUGUAAAUACAUGAUGCAUUUCUUUUUUUUUAAUGCUCCUAGAAUGUUAAUAAAUUUUGUUUAUUGAAAAUUAAAUAACAGUGAGCUGUAUCUCUUCCAUGCACACUGUAAACAGAGGCUAAUUUUCCACAUUUCUAGAUCUCUGUGCAAAAUGUCACCCUCUUGGAUGGCCACCUGUUUUGCAAUCUGAGCAUUUUUAUUGUUUUUGUGCAACUAUAGAAACAAAUAUAGAAGUAACCAAUGGUCUUUAUUUAGCUCAAACCAGCCCUUUCCAACAUCUCAUCAAAGCAGGGCUUGAGUUGAUAGGAUUUGUGUCUCGGAUUCACAAUCCUAUCAGGAUGAAAGACUGACUGGCAGUUGAACUUAUUAGGCAGCUUUUAAGCAGAUUGUAUCCCUUCAUCUAACUUCUACUUCAGUACAUGGCAAAGAGCCAGAUGUGGAAAAUAAAACAGCUCAAUUCUCCAGAA
Messenger RNA from Archocentrus centrarchus (flier cichlid), 2681 nucleotides. RefSeq names its product nucleoporin 54 (gene nup54). Gene Ontology annotation, cellular component: nuclear pore central transport channel; nuclear pore. The record is from RefSeq and is a predicted model, not a curated record. The transcript has 15 exons. Gene Ontology annotation, biological process: NLS-bearing protein import into nucleus; nuclear pore organization; protein localization to nuclear inner membrane. Bases 79 to 1824 code for a protein of 581 amino acids. NCBI's taxonomy places the organism in Eukaryota, Metazoa, Chordata, Actinopteri, Cichliformes, Cichlidae. Gene Ontology annotation, molecular function: structural constituent of nuclear pore.